CUCUUUCUGACUCGCUCAGGAGAAAAGGAGGAAGCGGGGUGUGAGCAGCGCAGCGGCAGCUCGUGUUCUCGGCGGAAGGACAACACACACAACUCAAACUGCCUUCAACCACCGGCCGACCACAGCUCCGCAAGUUUGAACUCCCUCCACUCGUCGGAACGACGGUCGUUAAACGACACUCAGCGUCUCUCCGGUCGCCAGCAGCUCCCGUUGGUUAGUUUUUAUUUGAAAAAGAACAAUCCAAAAUCAGGAGCGCUGCACAGACAGUCGGAGAAUGGCAGACUCGGCGGCGGCCAACAGCGACGGGGAGGACGGCCCCCGCCAGCCCGCGCGCGGCUUCGCCCGCCAGGGAGCCCUCCGCCAGAAGAACGUGCACGAGGUGAAGGACCACAAGUUCACCGCGCGCUUCUUCAAGCAGCCCACCUUCUGCAGCCACUGCACCGACUUCAUCUGGGGUUUUGGCAAGCAGGGAUUCCAGUGUCAGGUGUGUUGUUUCGUGGUUCACAAACGUUGCCAUGAGUUUGUCACGUUCUCCUGUCCAGGCGCUGAUAAAGGACCUGCGUCAGAUGACCCGAGGGCAAAGCACAAGUUUAAGAUCCACACCUACUCCAGCCCGACCUUUUGUGACCACUGUGGCUCUCUGCUCUACGGCCUCAUACAUCAGGGCAUGAGAUGUGACCAUUGCAUGAUGAACAUCCAUAAGCGGUGUGUGCCCAUGGUGCCGAGUCUGUGUGGGACAGACCACACCGAGAGGAGAGGUCGCAUCCAGAUCACCGCUGAGGUCAAGACUAAUGUACUCACUGUUACCAUCCAAGAGGCAAGGAAUCUGGUUCCCAUGGACCCCAACGGUCUCUCAGACCCCUACGUGAAGCUCAAACUGAUUCCGGACCCCCGCAGUGAGAGUAAACAGAAGACCAAGACCAUAAAGUGCUGCCUCAACCCCACCUGGAAUGAGACCUUCAAAUUCCACCUGAAGGAGUAUGAUAAGGACCGCCGUCUGUCAGUGGAGAUAUGGGACUGGGACCUGACCAGUCGCAACGACUUCAUGGGAUCGCUGUCCUUCGGCAUCUCGGAGCUCCAGAAACAAGGAGUGGAUGGAUGGUUUAAGUUGCUCUCCCAGGAAGAAGGCGAGUACUUCAAUGUUCCUGUUCCUCCAGAGGGAGAGGAGGGCAACGAGGAGCUCCGGCAGAAAUUUGAGAGAGCUAAGAUCGGUCCAGGCAAGAACGCAGAAGGCAAGUCGGCCAAUGCUGCGUCCCGCUUCGACUCCAAUGGCAACCAAGAUCGUAUGAAGCUGUCUGACUUUAACUUUCUGAUGGUGCUGGGAAAGGGCAGCUUCGGCAAGGUGAUGUUGGCGGACCGUAAAGGGACAGAAGAACUGUACGCAAUAAAAAUCCUGAAAAAGGAUGUUGUGAUCCAGGACGACGACGUUGAGUGCACCAUGGUGGAGAAGAGAGUGUUGGCGCUGGCGGGAAAGCCCCCGUUCUUGACACAGCUGCACUCCACCUUCCAGACUAUGGACCGUUUGUAUUUUGUCAUGGAGUACAUAAACGGUGGAGAUCUCAUGUAUCAGAUUCAGCAGGUCGGCAAGUUCAAAGAGCCACAUGCUGUAUUCUAUGCCGCAGAGAUAGCCAUUGGUCUGUUCUUCCUCCAUCAAAAGGGAAUCAUCUACAGAGACCUGAAGCUGGACAACGUGAUGCUGGACUGCGAGGGCCACAUUAAGAUAGCAGACUUUGGCAUGUGUAAAGAAAACAUGAAUGAUGCAGUCACCACCAAGACCUUCUGUGGAACACCAGACUACAUAGCUCCUGAGAUCAUAGCUUACCAACCUUAUGGUAAAUCUGUGGACUGGUGGGCCUUUGGAGUAUUGCUGUAUGAGAUGCUUGCUGGGCAGCCUCCAUUUGACGGUGAGGAUGAGGAUGAGUUAUUUCAGUCAAUCAUGGAGCAUCACGUCUCCUAUCCAAAAUCUAUGUCCAAGGAAGCUGUCGCUAUCUGUAAAGGGCUGAUGACGAAGCAUCCGGCGAAACGACUCGGCUGCGCUCCUGAGGGGGAGAGAGACAUCAGGGAGCACAGCUUCUUCCGCUACAUGGACUGGGAGAAAGUAGAAAACAAGGAGGUGCAGCCGCCAUUCAAACCCAGAGCUUGUGGACGAGAUGCCGAGAACUUUGACCGCUUUUUCACACGCCACCCGCCAGUGCUGACCCCUCCCGACGAGGAAGUGAUACAGAACUUGGACCAGGACGAGUUCCAGGGAUUCUCCUUUAUCAACCCGGAGUUCCCCGGAGCCGCUGCUACCCCCACUGCCGCCGUGCAGGCUUGAUUUCAGCCCAUGCACGGACACACGGACACACUCACGCAAACACACAAAAAUCAUUCCUGUACCUUGGAAUAUACACGUACACGUUCACAAUUUUAUCGACUUAAGAUGUCCCAGAAAAUUGCUCGUACUGGCACAGUGCCUGAAGCCACGACAUUUGGGCUUCAAGCUAUAAACUCCUACACAUACAUUUGUUGUUCACACUGUUGCAACCAGGCUAUUUUAGUUUUAGUUGUCGUGAAGACGCUUAAGGAGGAAGACGCGGGUACUUUUCCUCAGAGCUCCUGAGCAAGAACCAUGGCUAACUCAACACCAGCAGCCUGGCUGCUGUCCGAAGCAGAAAACAACGGUGAAAACCCCAGAUUGAUCAAAUAACCUUGAGUUGAACUUACUGUAGUUUUAAUUAGUAGGCUGGUUGUGUUACUUUAUACUGAUCCAGUAGAAAGAAGACAAACUGCAGGUCGUUUUUGAAGCCUCUCAAGUCCUGGAGCUCUCUCCCCAGAGUGAACGCCCGUCCGAGGUUCCCUCUUGUUUUAGCUCUUUUUCUAUCGCUCUCCUUCUUCGCCGAGAAUAACGUGGUGACACAAGGCUCAUUGGGGACCAAUAUAGGCGUGGAUGGUGUCGUUUCUCUAUCACCAUUACACUGUGCAAUCAGUUUUAACAUCAUAAUGACACGAUGAAGACAAAAAGUUGUCUAUUUCAGCUUUAAAGUAGAUAGAGUUAGGAUUAAGGGAAUAGUUUGACAUUUUUUGAAAAUAUUCUUAUUAACCUUGAUAAUCUAACUAUGAAGCUUCUGCCUGCCGCCAGCUAACGCAUCUUAGCACAAAGACAGGAAACCAGCGGACCUGGCUCUGUCCAGAGGUAACGAAAUUACCUUACUGUUCUAUAUGAAAUGUGCCCUGAGAUAACUUCAGUUCUAACUCACUGUUUCCACUCUUUGUGAAAGUUAUCAGUCUUCUCAUCUAAUUGUCUGCAAAGAAAGAAAUAACGGUAUUUCAGAAAAUGUAAAACUUUUCCUGUGAGUUAAUCAUUUUGCACUUAGACAAAUCCCGCAUUUCCCAGCGCUUCCAUCUCGUCAAAACGCUACUAUGAGCGAGUCAGACGUACCAUUAACUUUCUGAAAGGAGUGCUUUUGAGAUCUUUACUGUUAAAAGAUAAUGUACAAUUGUGGCCUGUGAAACUAGAAAACAUUUGACGGUAAAUGAGGAGAUUCACCACAAGCUUGAUUUUUCAGACUGUGUUGUUAACAGUGUGAACAAAGUGUUUGUGUUUAUUGAAUCAAACGUAAUUGGAAUCAGGUUGAAAAGAAAAACAGUGUCCAUUGAAAAGUUCAUAAAAUGUCAAAUUUGCAAUGAGGAACAAAAAAAAGAGCACCAUUAAAAAUGAGAAAUGAAAUAUAUAGAAACACAGUACAUCUAUAGCCUAAUUACAGAAUAUUAACAAGACAUGAUUCCUCCAGCACACACAAAUACACAACUGCAUCAUUUUACAUGUGACAGAGUUUCACCUUGUGAUGUAACAUAUUUUUUCUCAUUCCUCGGCUAUUCUAGGGCAUUUUGAGUUAGGCCUGUUAUUCUGGUGUGCUUUUUAUUCAGUGUGUAAUAUUAAUAAUAAUAAUAAUAAUAAUCAUGUCUGUAUGUUUAUCCUAAUCUUCGCUAAAACUGGAAUGCUUGACAUAUUGUGCAUGAGUUUCUAUAUCAGUCGCAGCCAAAGACUUUGUCCCUCAACCACAUUUUAGCAUCGUAUCUUAGAACCUCUCUGAUGCCAUUUUGUGGCUCUUCUUUGUGGUUUUUGAAAUUAGUUUCAAAAGAAAACAAGAGGCAAACCAUGUCAGGUCAGAGGUGUGCCAACAGAGAGACAUCGAAACACAAAUAUCAGAAUUCCGCUGUUUUUGCCAAGCAUGAUGGUAAAAUGCUGUUGUGAAGUGUAGUCUUUGUUUGGGCUUUGAGUCACUUAAAUUGUUAGAAGAUAUUUCCUCUUACUCUGUUCUUUUCUGUUAUCUAGUAUUUAGGCAAUGAGAGAGACCUCGCAGUUAGUUUCUUUGUGUUUUACAAAAGCAUGAUUCCAAUACAUGGCCUGGGUCUGUUUACUGUAUCGCUGUGUGUGUGUGUGUGUGUGUGUGUGUGUGUGUGUGUGUGUGUGUGUGUGUGUGUGUGUGUGUGUGUGUGUGUGUGUGUGUGUGUGUGUGUGUGUGUGUGUGUGUGUGUGUGUGUGUGUGUGUGUGUGUGUGUGUGUGUGUGUGUGUGUGUGCUCUCAGCUCCUUGUCUGGCCUUGUGUUUACAUUUGUGUGUGUGUUGACUGUCAGCACCUCUACUUAAUAUCAAGCAGUGUUGGUAUUUACCCCUUAUUUCCCACGUCUGGCUCCACAAGUAGUAGAAGAGAAAAGAGGAUGCCUAAGUGAAUAAAGUGUGUUUCUGUCGGGAUGUGUUGAAUUUGAAAGAAUUAGGGAAAUUCUAUAACAUCUAUCCAUCUGUGUUUGAAUCAGCACUGACGUUCAGUACUGAAACCUCUACCCAGUCCAUGGAACGCACCGCCUCAUCACUGGGGGUGUUUUUGCAGGUUAGUGUUGACUCCCUGCUUUCAACACACCUGAAGUUUCCCUGGUAGAAAAAGAAAAAGGCCACUGGCUGGAACAGAUGAGCUGAGCAUGUAGCCCUACUUUUCUGAUCUAGUGUUUUGAUUGUGUGGGAAAGGAUUUGUGGCUCAACUCACUGUGAUGGUUUCCUUCAAGUAGCCUUCAGCAUGCGCAAUAAGAGUUUCCAUCCUAACUACAGCAGCAGUAACACUGGGCUUCUGCAGCAGGAACGUGUGUGUGUGUAUUUUGUCUUUUGACUUUUGUUUUCCUUACCUAGCAAUAAUGGUGUUGACAGGAAGGAAGUAUUAGUACUGGACCAACUUUAAGGGGACUCAGGUUAGGACUGUAAUUGAUUCACAUUCGAAGUCUAUGAGUUUACGAAGCUUACGAAGCAUAUUCAUCUCAGCCAGAGAAAGAACCCGCUGUACUUUAUUUCACUGCAGCUCAAAUUGUCUGGAAGUACCUGACGUCCCUUGUCAUAUCACCCUCUUCAUCACAGAGGGACAUCGGGGGAGUGUUUUACUCCCAAGGUUGGCGCAUGGCCUCUCGGGUUCACUGGUGUUCAUCAGUAGUCGUGGUAUGACGUUUUCUACACGUGUAUCGACACCUGAAGAAGUACUUUGGGUUGUGUUCAUGGUGCAGUAGGAAUUAGAGAUGCUCAGGACUCCAAGUCAGACCAGAUCCAAUCAGAUCAGAUAGGUCCUAAUUUUACCUCCACGUUCCUCAGACCUGUGCGUCAGUAUGAAUCAGUGCGUAUGAUCAGAUCUGAUCAUGUGAAGAAAAUAUUUUUUCAAUUAAGUUUCUUAGACUUUACAUUUGUUCUUGGGACAUUAUAUUGUUGCUGCUCUUUUUGACUGUGGCUAAUUUUUAAUUAAUAGCACGCAAUGCUGCUGCCAGUGUUGGUGUGUUCUCUCUCUCUCUCUCUCUCUCUCUUUGGCUAAACAACAUUUUGGAUGUUUUGGAUCAGGUCUAAUUAUCCUCUGGUCUGUGCAGCUCUCUCUUUUUAUUUUUAUUUAAUUGGGUUUGAGUAGGUUUUUCCACAGAUCAUGCUCAUCAUUUUGGACUGUAAUGCCAUUGUACAGUUAGUUAACUUCAACAAACGACGGUCAUCUGUCAGUCAGAAUCAGAAACACUUUAUUGACUCAGCUAACAUGACUGUUGACGUAAUCACAAAUAUAGUAACCGGUAUCUAAAGUUGUUCAGCUUUAUCACAGAAGAUUACUACUGUACACUCACAAAUAUCUGAUAGUUAUGGUUACAGUCCUACAGACAAAUCACUUAAGCUGUUUUCUUACAUGAACUCCGGGAAUAUCCGGAAAUUGGGUCCACACAUUUUCCGCAGUUUGCCGUUCACAUAUGACGAACACAGCAGGAACAUUUUGGGAACGUUCAGGCGAGGGACAGACUAACAUCUGGACAAGGUUGGUCCUGUCUUAUAUCUCUAGUCUUAAACGAUAAACUGCUGAUGAGUUCAGAACUGAAGAGCAGCUUCAGUGUUUUCACAUUUCAUUCAUAGUUAUGAGUGCGAACGUAAAUGGAACUGUUGUGUUUUUACGACAACAAAAAGCUCAUUCAUCGUUCUUUAUUUGUGUCGUACCUCCUUUGCCGGCAUUUAUUACAAUCAGUGUCCCGUGUAUUAUAACAAUAAAAACACCAAUAUACACAUAAACAUAUAAACUGUGUCAAAUGUUGAUAUAAACCUACAAUUUAAACUGUCAGUAUUGUAAAGGGCAAGAGGAAUCAAAGUCUUAAUCCAGGAUUCGUGCUUUUGUUUCUACGAUUCCUUCCUGUUGCAGGAAAGCAAACCUAAAACUGCAUGUUUUACCUUUUUAUUAGUUAGGAUUUAUACAGUAUAUAUUUAAAAUAUUAGGGUGAAACAUGUUUUCUGUGUCAGCCGUGCUUCAAAACUGUGAUCCAGGCCACUGCGCUGUGAAAACAAUGAAAUAUAUAAAAAAGGAAAAAAAAUGCUUCUCACACUGCUUUCCAUGUGCAAUUUGUUUUCUCUUUUUCUUUUUUCAAGAAAAACAGGCAUACCUAAAAUAAAGGAUUUCAAAUAUG
This is a messenger RNA of Scophthalmus maximus (turbot), 6947 nucleotides long. Its product is annotated as protein kinase C beta type. Lineage: Eukaryota; Metazoa; Chordata; Actinopteri; Pleuronectiformes; Scophthalmidae. Gene Ontology annotation, molecular function: diacylglycerol-dependent serine/threonine kinase activity; zinc ion binding; ATP binding. Bases 275 to 2317 code for a protein of 680 amino acids. The record is from RefSeq and is a predicted model, not a curated record. The transcript is spliced from 17 exons. Gene Ontology annotation, biological process: protein phosphorylation.